UGGAGUGUUUGGAAGGACUGGUAGUGAAACACAGUGUCAGACACUGUAGACAAUGGCUGAACUGUAAGCACACUCGCGGCCAACGAUUGUCACAACACGAGCGCUCAAAUCAGUCGCCGAUCUGAACACACAUUCACGCCAUACAAGCCCUACACUAAUCACCACUAACUCUGUCCACGAGUCCCAUAAUUAACAGGCUUUGAAUUAUAAGAGCAGAACCCGAAGGACAAGAUGGCGGACACGAGCGCCGACGCGGGAAGCAAUAAUCUGCAACUUCUUCGAGUGAACCAUUCGGUGAAAAUGGCCGAAGCGUUUGAGUCGAUGUUUUUGGACGAAUCGCUGUGCGAUAUCUCGUUGUGUUGCGGCGGACACGUAGUGAAGGCCCAUCGGGUGAUUCUGGCCGCCAGUUCUUCGUACUUCAAGCAGAUCCUGUCGUCGAUCAACGGCCAGACACAGUAUCCCAUAAUCUUCGUGAACGGCAUCCAAAUGCCGGAUCUGUCGGCGAUGUUGGAGUUCAUGUACAGGGGUCAGGUGACCAUUCCUCACACACAACUCUCGUCGCUGGUCAAGAGCGCAGAGAUUCUGGGGGUCAGCAGUUUGUGUCAAUUGGAUCCCAACGCACAGAAUCUGAGCGAAAACAACGCUCAUCAGGACAAGAGCCGCACCUCCAGCCCCACCGACAGCACGGGUGUGGCCACUGUUCCCGCCCGCAGAGGUCGCAAACGAAAGAAACCAUUGGUUGUGCCAAAACCCGAGAACGAGUUGCCCGUCUCGGACUCGGAAGCGACGCCAGCCGUCAAAAAGGCCGAAGAAUGCGAUGAAAGCGAAGAUCUGGACGGAAGCGUUGACGCGAAGGACAAAUUGGCGAAAUCUAAGCUCCGGUCGUGGACUCAACAAAUUGCCAUUAAAGCCAACCAUAAGGACGCGGACGACAACUCUCAACCACAAGUGAUCGAAGAUAACGAGCGGCCACUGAAUCAACUGAUCGACGAAUCCAAUCAAUUGGAGACGAAUGACAACAGCGGCGGUCAGCAGAUGAAGAAACACAUGCUAAAGCAUUCCAGAGCCCGAAGAGUACCUCUUAAGUACAGCGAAUACACACUUCCCAAAGGCAUUAACGAUACGAAACAAACCACCGAUAAAACUGAUACACAAAAAGCGAACGAUACGGACGUCGAUAUCGCGGGCGACGACCCGAUGACCGGUUCGACAAUAACUCUUGUGGACAAUCGAAGAGCUCCGUCGCCGAGACUGACCCGCGGCCGAAGUCGAGUUCAUUCGGUGGACGACCCGAAGACCGUUACGCCCUCCAAAGAAGAGUCCACACUAGAGAUAGGCGUUGCGUCCACUUCGGCAACGGCUGAUGGCCUCAACUCUUCACUCCUUCUGACGCCCAACACUCGCAGCCGAAAGCAAACCUUUUCACCCACUGAUGGCAACAAACAAUCUAAAGACAAAGACAAGGAUAAAGAUAAGGAUAAGGAGAAAGACAAAGAUAAAGACAAAGACAAAGAGGUGACCGACAGCUCAGCGCAGCCAUUGGUCGCUGAGAACAAAGUGACACCAAUCAAGUCUGAAGACGAAAGCUCGCAGACAUCCCAAUCGUCGGCUGCGGCUCAGGUCCGGAACAAAACGCCGGUUAAGCCUCAAAUCUCGACUCUACCGUCGAGUUCGCUAAUUAAGUGGCGGCCGAAAGACCCCGAAAAGACGACCACCAAAUUCACGGCCAAACAGCGCUCGGCGGCCACCGCUUCGUCGUCGUCGGGGGCGGCGACCACUUCUCAGGACUCGUCUCCGCAACAACUCAACUAUCAGUACGAGUCGAUCGAAGCGGACGGACCGCCGGUGUAUCGGUGCUCGUAUUGUCUGCACUGUUUCCGUAGCAAACAAAACAUCAUCGAUCACAUCCGCAGCGUUCACAUCAAGUCCUCCGAGCGUUACGUCUGUCCCCUCUGUCACAAACAGUUCAAAUGGAAGACCAGUUUAAACAAUCACUUGAAUCAAAUGCAUCCCCUCUCCCGACCCACUCCGCUCCGCCACUUCGACAAAACCCGCAAAUCCUUGACCUAA
Medioppia subpectinata is the source of this 2070-nucleotide messenger RNA. The record is from the annotation of a GenBank genome assembly. Lineage: Eukaryota; Metazoa; Arthropoda; Arachnida; Sarcoptiformes; Oppiidae.